AUGCUCAACCAUCUUCCCGCGACACGAGCGCCCCGGAACAACGGGACCGUGGCGGACGCGCUGACGCAACUGAUUCGCUCGAAGAACCCUGCAGGAACACGAAGCGUCGGGCAGAUUCAUUGCGACACUGCGACGAGCGCGGGCACCAGCUCCGCCAACCAGCUGAGCCGCAGGACCCGCAUGGCCGACUUGAAAGGGGAGCGCGCGCGGAUCGACUUAGUGGCCGCGCGUGGUUCCGCCUCUGCCGCGCAGCAGGUGGUGAGCGGCUCAGCCGGUGCUGCGCGAAGGCGCGAUUCGCCUCGUCGCGCGGACGGCGGCCUUCCAACGGCCGACCCCCCCGCAGCUGCGGCGCUGGAUGCCAUGUCGCUCGCCCGCGAGCCCCUGGGCCCCCCGUGCCACCUUGCCGCCCGCUGCCCUCCCCUCCCCCUCGGCCUCGUGUUUCCCUUGCCGCCUUCCGCCGCCUCCCUUCAGCCUGCUAGCUGCGGCUGGGAACGCGCGGGCGUAGCGCAGCCGGGGUUGGUCGAGGCGCUUAAGAAAAUCCAGCAGCGACGGUGGGGAAGCGAGGGAACGGCGGAAGUGGCGCCAGUCGCGCCAACGGUGCGCGCGGAGUCAUCGGAGCCAUUGGAUCCGCCCCCCUGCUCUGACCUCGACUGCGAAUACCCGCGCCACGCCACCUGCUCCGCCACCUCCACCUCCGCCGCUCCACAGCAGGCCGUCGCCCCCCCCUUUCCCCCGCCGCACCCCCUGCCACUUACAGCGUUCCCCCACUGCUUGGAGCAGGUGGCGCGCGCAUAUCGCAGUGCGCAACCCAUGUGGGCGGGGAUGGGCGCAGCAGGGAGGGGUGGCGCAGAUGAGCAGGCGGGCACAAUCGCGAGGGUGCUGCAGCAGAUGUCGGAGAGGAGGGCUGCGCAGGUGGGGAAGGCAGAGGAAUGCAGCAAGGAGGGGCGGGCAAGGCGAGGGCAGGCGUGUGGGGCGGUGACAGCAGGGCAGGACGGAGAGGGGGGCGAUGAGAGCAACAACGACAGUGACGUGCUGGAUGAGCCGAUGAGCACGCCCCACGACCCAGCUGCCGCUGCUGCUAUGGGCGCGCGUGUGGAGAGCAGGGUAGCGGGCGGAGAGGACGCGCCAGAGGCUCUAGUGGACGCGUGGCUGGCGUGCCCUCCGGAGCCCCCUGGCACCGGCAUGCCGGCUGCUGCAGCGAGGCCGAGGGCGAGCCAUGGUGGGGAGCGAGGGAUGCCUUUGGUGCACGGAUGGGGGGCGGGGAGGGGAGGAGUGCAGAAUGUGAGGUGGGCACAGGGUCCUUAA
Closterium sp. Naga37s-1 is the source of this 1305-nucleotide messenger RNA. The record is from the annotation of a GenBank genome assembly. NCBI's taxonomy places the organism in Eukaryota, Viridiplantae, Streptophyta, Zygnematophyceae, Desmidiales, Closteriaceae.